UAUGAUGGACAGCUGUUACGAGACGCAGUUGCACUGGCUAAGCGAUGGAUCUCGGCAAACGAUUCGGAUUUGCCGAAAUUCACCGAUGCAGAUUUUAAGAAUCUCUCAUCUCCGCUCAAACUGAAGGUGUUGGAUACGAUUCGUACGGUACGUUUCAUGUCGUUUUGA
This is a messenger RNA of Anisakis simplex (herring worm), 168 nucleotides long. The record is from the annotation of a GenBank genome assembly. Lineage: Eukaryota; Metazoa; Nematoda; Chromadorea; Rhabditida; Anisakidae.